AUAUAGUAACAUAGUGUGGUACUUUGUCUUGAGGAGAUGUCCUGGACUCACACGGAAACUUAGGGCUACGGAAUGAAGUUCUCACUCCCAUUAGGUGACAGGUUUUUAGAGAAGCCAAUCAGCGUCGCCGCGGUCCUGGUUCUAAAGUCCUCGCUCACCCACCCGGACUCAUUCUCCCCAGACGCCAAGGAUGGUGGUCAUGGCACCCCGAACCCUCUUCCUGCUACUCUCGGGGGCCCUGACCCUGACCGAGACCUGGGCGGGCUCCCACUCCAUGAGGUAUUUCAGCGCCGCCGUGUCCCGGCCCGGCCGCGGGGAGCCCCGCUUCAUCGCCAUGGGCUACGUGGACGACACGCAGUUCGUGCGGUUCGACAGCGACUCGGCGUGUCCGAGGAUGGAGCCGCGGGCGCCGUGGGUGGAGCAGGAGGGGCCAGAGUAUUGGGAAGAGGAGACACGGAACACCAAGGCCCACGCACAGACUGACAGAAUGAACCUGCAGACCCUGCGCGGCUACUACAACCAGAGCGAGGCCAGUUCUCAUACCCUCCAGUGGAUGAUUGGCUGCGACCUGGGGUCCGACGGACGCCUCCUCCGCGGGUAUGAACAGUAUGCCUACGAUGGCAAGGAUUACCUCGCCCUGAACGAGGACCUGCGCUCCUGGACCGCAGCGGACACUGCGGCUCAGAUCUCCAAGCGCAAGUGUGAGGCGGCCAAUGUGGCUGAACAAAGGAGAGCCUACCUGGAGGGCACGUGCGUGGAGUGGCUCCACAGAUACCUGGAGAACGGGAAGGAGAUGCUGCAGCGCGCGGACCCCCCCAAGACACACGUGACCCACCACCCUGUCUUUGACUAUGAGGCCACCCUGAGGUGCUGGGCCCUGGGCUUCUACCCUGCGGAGAUCAUACUGACCUGGCAGCGGGAUGGGGAGGACCAGACCCAGGACGUGGAGCUCGUGGAGACCAGGCCUGCAGGGGAUGGAACCUUCCAGAAGUGGGCAGCUGUGGUGGUGCCUUCUGGAGAGGAGCAGAGAUACAUGUGCCAUGUGCAGCAUGAGGGGCUGCCGGAGCCCCUCAUGCUGAGAUGGAAGCAGUCUUCCCUGCCCACCAUCCCCAUCAUGGGUAUCGUUGCUGGUCUGGUUGUCCUUGCAGCUGUAGUCACUGGAGCUGCGGUCGCUGCUGUGCUGUGGAGGAAGAAGAGCUCAGAUUGAAAAGGAGGGAGCUACUCUCAGGCUGCAAUGUGAAACAGCUGCCCUGUGUGGGACUGAGUGGCAAGAUUUGUUCAUGCCUUCCCUUUGUGACUUCAAGAACCCUGACUUCUCUUUCUGCAGAGACCAGCCCACCCCUGUGCCCACCAUGACCCUCUUCCUCAUGCUGAACUGCAUUCCUUCCCCAAUCACCUUUCCUGUUCCAGAAAAGGGGCUGGGAUGUCUCCGUCUCUGUCUCAAAUUUGUGGUGCACUGAGCUAUAACUUACUUCUGUAUUAAAAUUAGAAUCUGAGUAUAAA
Molecule: messenger RNA, 1503 nt
Organism: Homo sapiens (human)
Lineage: Eukaryota; Metazoa; Chordata; Mammalia; Primates; Hominidae
Gene: HLA-G
Product: major histocompatibility complex, class I, G
Cellular component (GO): Golgi membrane; filopodium membrane; recycling endosome membrane
Source: RefSeq, marked reviewed